CGCCGUGCGCUUUGUGGCGCUGCCGGAAGCGGGCGCGGGCCGAGCGCAGCGAGCGGCGCUCCUGGUCCCGCUGCCGGAGCCGAGCGGCCGCGGCCCCGGCGGCCUGAGGGAGCGGCCCGGCCCGACAUGCCUGCCGGGCCCUCGGCGCAGGUGUUGUUUGGAUUGUAGCAUAGAGGCACUAUGUACUCAGAGUGGAGAUCCUUGCAUCUUGUCAUUCAAAAUGAUCAGGGGAAUACCAGUGUACUUCACAGCUAUCCUGAGAACGUGGGGAGAGAAGUGGCAAAUGCAGUGGUGCGUCCGCUUGGACAAGCUUUAAUUACAUCAUCUGUUGGAAGUGAGAGUUUACUAAAAACAGACAAAGAAGUAAAAUGGACUAUGGAGGUGGUUUGUUAUGGACUGACUCUCCCUCUGGACGGCGAUACUGUGAAAUACUGUGUGGAUGUAUAUACAGAUUGGAUUAUGGCUCUUGUGUUACCUAAGGACUCCAUUCCUUUACCUGUUAUUAAGGAACCAAACCUUUAUGUUCAAAGCAUUCUCAAACAUCUCCAAAAUCUCUUUGUACCGAGGCCAGACCCAGGAUCCAGUCAGAUCAGACUGUGCUUGCAGGUUUUGAAAGCUGUCCAGAAACUGGCUCAUGAAUCGACAAUUAUGGCAAGAGAAACCUGGGAGGUUUUGUUGUUAUUUCUUCUUCAGAUCAAUGACACUCUUCUAGCAGCUCCAACUGUGCAAGGUGGCAUUGCUGAGAACCUGGCUGAGAAGUUAAUUGGCGUGCUGUUUGAGGUGUGGUUACUCGCCUGUACGCGGUGCUUUCCAACACCCCCGUACUGGAAAACUGCCAAAGAGAUGGUGGCCAACUGGCGACAUCACCCUGCAGUAGUUGAGCAGUGGAGCAAGGUCAUCUGUGCCCUUACGUCCAGGUUGCUGCGUUUUACGUACGGACCUUCUUUUCCUCCGUUCAAAAUCCCCGAUGAAGACGCUGGUCUGAUUCCUCUUGAAAUGGAUAAUGAGUGCGUUGCACAAACUUGGUUUCGCUUUUUACAUAUGCUGAGUAAUCCUGUGGAUUUGAGUAACCCAGCCAUUAUUAGCUCUACCCCCAAAUUUCAGGAGCAGUUUCUGAAUGUGAGUGGGAUGACUCAAGAACUGAAUCAGUACCCCUGCCUUAAACAUCUGCCUCAAAUAUUCUUUCGUGCCAUGCGUGGGAUCAGCUGUUUAGUGGAUGCAUUCCUAGGCAUUUCCCGGCCGCGGUCGGACAGCGCGCCGCCCACGCCCGUGAACAGGCUGAGCAUGCCCCAGAACACCGCCACCAACACCACCCCGCCGCACAACCGCCGGCACCGCGCCGUGACUGUGAACAAAGCCACCAUGAAAACCAGCACUGUAACUACCGCACAUACUUCAAAAGUGCAGCACCAACCCUCCUCUACUUCUCCACUCUCCAGCCCAAACCAGACAAGCUCUGAGCCACGGCCACUACCAGCUCCUCGCAGGCCAAAGGUUAACAGCAUCUUGAACCUCUUUGGAUCGUGGUUAUUUGAUGCAGCGUUUGUUCACUGUAAACUUCAUAAUGGAAUAAACAGAGACAGCAGCAUGACUGCAUCUUUUAUCCAAAUUCUUCUUUCUUAUAAAUCUUCUAUAGCGACCCAAGCUAGUGUGGAGUUCCGCCGGAAAGGAUCCCAAAUGUCCACAGACACUAUGGCUUCCAACCCCAUGUUUGAUGCGAGUGAAUUCCCAGACAACUAUGAAGCAGGAAGGGCAGAGGCGUGCGGGACACUGUGUAGGAUAUUUUGUAGCAAGAAGACUGGGGAGGAAAUAUUACCAGCUUACCUAUCCCGAUUUUACAUGCUUUUAAUUCAGGGUUUGCAGAUAGCAGAUUUCGUUUGCCACCCCGUUCUUGCCAGUGUUAUUCUAAACUCCCCUCCUCUGUUCUGCUGUGACCUGAAAGGAAUCGAUGUCGUGGUUCCCUACUUCAUUUCGGCUCUUGAAACUAUUUUACCUGACAGAGAACUCUCAAAGUUUAAAAUCUAUGUAAACCCCACAGAGCUAAGAAGAGCUUCUAUUAAUAUCUUGCUGUCUCUGUUGCCUCUUCCUCAUCAUUUUGGAACAAUAAAGUCUGAGGUUGUCCUGGAAGGGAAAUUCAGCAAUGAUGACAGCUCAACAUAUGAUAAACCAGUAACAUUCCUGUCCUUGAAGCUGAGGCUUGUGAAUAUACUUAUAGGAGCUUUGCAAACAGAAACAGAUCCCAACAACACUCAAAUGAUACUAGGUGCAAUGUUAAAUAUUGUUCAGGAUUCAGCACUGUUAGAAGCCAUUGGCUGUCAGAUGGAAACGAACGGUGGUGAAAACAACCUGUUCAAAAGCCACAGUCGCACCAACAGUGGCAUCAGCACCGCGAGUGGUGGCAGCACAGAGCCCACGACGCCCGACAGCGAGCGGCCAGCACAGGCCCUGCUGAGGGACUAUGCUCUUCAUACAGAUACAGCUGCUGGACUGCUGAUACGCAGCAUCCACCUGGUAACCCAAAGGCUCAACUCCCAGUGGAGGCAGGACAUGAGUAUCUCUCUGGCUGCCCUGGAGCUGCUCUCUGGACUGGCAAAGGUGAAGGUGGUGGUGGACCCCUGCGAUCGGAAGCGGGCGAUCAGCUCCGUGUGCAGCUACAUCGUGUACCAGUGCAGCCGCCCCGCCCCGCUGCACUCCCGGGACCUGCACUCCAUGAUCGUGGCAGCGUUCCAGUGCCUCUGCGUGUGGCUCACGGAGCACCCCGACAUGCUGGAUGAGAAGGAUUGUUUGAAAGAGGUACUGGAGAUUGUGGAGCUGGGCAUUUCAGGGAGUAAAUCCAAAAACAGUGAACAGGAGGUCAAGUACAAAGGAGAUAAGGAGCCAAACCCCGCAUCCAUGAGAGUAAAGGAUGCUGCUGAAGCUACACUAACGUGCAUUAUGCAGUUACUUGGAGCCUUUCCUUCUCCCAGUGGUCCUGCUUCUCCGUGCAGCUUGGUGAAUGAAGCCACGUUGAUUAAAUAUUCCCGUCUCCCUACCAUCAACAAGCACAGCUUCCGUUACUUCGUUUUGGAUAACAGUGUCAUCCUGGCCAUGUUGGAGCAGCCUCUAGGGAAUGAACAGAAUGACUCUUUCCCCUCUGUCACGGUUUUGAUCCGUGGGACAUCUGGAAGAUUUGCAUGGGCCCAGCAACUCUGUCUUUUACCAAGAGGAGCUAAAGCAAAUCAAAAGACAUUUGUACCAGAACCUCGACCAGCUCCUAAAAAUGAUGUUGGAUUGAAAUACAGUGUGAAACACCGCCCUUUUCCUGAAGAAGUGGACAAGAUUCCAUUUGUGAAAGCUGACUUGAGUAUUCCUGAUUUACAUGAAAUUGUGAAUGAGGAACUCGAAGAGCGACAUGAAAAGCUGAGGAAUGGCAUGGCCCAGCAGAUUGUCUUUGAGACUUCCAUAGAUCAGAAAAGCGAGGAGGAGUGGCGGAAGAAGAGCUUUCCUGAUCCGAUCACGGAGUGCAAGCCCCCGCCGCCGGCACAGGAGUUCCAGACCGCGCGCCUCUUCCUCUCUCACUUUGGGUUCCUCUCACUAGAGGCAUUGAAGGAACCUGCUAACAGUCGUCUACCUCCUCACCUGAUUGCACUUGACUCUGCUCUUCCUGGGUUUUUUGAUGACCUUGGCUACUUGGAUUUACUACCUUGUCGUCCUUUUGAUACUGUUUUCAUUUUCUACAUGAAGGCAGGCCAGAAGACGAGCCAGGAGAUCCUGAAGAACAUGGAGUCUUCCAGAAUUGUUCAGCCCCACUUCCUGGAGUUCUUAUUGUCUCUUGGCUGGUCUGUUGACGUCGGGAAGCACCCUGGGUGGACUGGUCAUGUCUCAACAAGCUGGUCAAUCAACAGCUGCAACAGUGAUGAAGAGGGACCUGAACAAGAUGAUCUAAUUAUCUCAGAAGAUGUUGGGGCAAGUAUCUUCAAUGGGCAGAAGAAGGUGCUGUACUAUGCAGAUGCUCUGACAGAAAUCGCCUUUGUUGUCCCGUCACCAGUGGAGUCCCUGACUGACUCACUGGAAAGCAGUGUCUCUGACCAAGAAAGUGACUCCAACAUGGAUCUGCUGCCAGGAAUAUUGAAGCAGCAGCCUCUGACACUUGAACUCUUCCCCAACCAUACAGACAAUCUUAAUCCCUCCCAGCGGCUCAGUCCUACUUCCAGAUCCAAGAGGAUGCCUCAGGGCCGGACCAUUCCUCCGAUGGGACCUGAAACCAAAGUGUAUGUGGUCUGGGUGGAACGUUACGAUGAUAUCGAAAACUUCCCCCUCCCUGAUCUGGUGUCUGAGACAAGCACUGGUGUGGAAACCACAACCAAUAGUAGCACUUCCCUGAGAUCUACCACUCCUGAGAAGGAAGUUCCUGUGAUCUUCAUCCAUCCUUUAAACACUGGCUUAUUCAGGAUAAAACUACAAGGAGCAACUGGGAAAUUCAACAUGGUUAUCCCACUGGUGGAUGGAAUGAUAGUCAGCAGGAGAGCUCUUGGUUUCUUAGUGAGGCAGACAGUAAUAAAUAUUUGUCGGAGAAAGAGGCUGGAAAGUGAUUCCUACAACCCCCCCCAUGUCCGCCGAAAACAGAAAAUAGCAGAUAUUGUCAAUAAAUACCGGAACAGGCAGCUGGAGCCGGAGUUUUAUACCUCACUUUUCCAGGAGGUUGGGCUCAAAAACUGCAACCCCUAGGUCACUAUCCUUCCAGGACAAUUAGAUCAGAGCUUGGUGGCUACACUAAUGAAAACAGUUAAAUAACAACAACAAAUUUCCUCAGCCCUCUGGAAUUCAGGAAAUCAUGUUCUAGCACAAGUCAGCAGAUACCAUGUGGGAGGAAUGAGAAAUGAAUCCAAAACAUUGCAGUUGGGAUAUUGACUUAAUUCACCUACCCUCAAAAGAUUACUGAAUUCCAGUCUUCCUGGAUGCUAGCAACAUAAUCUCUUCACCUAGUCAUCCGUUCCAGACUAAUUAGGAACUGUAUGUGUCUCACUCUGAGGGGAAAACAAUCAAAGUAAAGCCAUCUCUGCAUAUGAGGAUGGAAAACAGAAUACAAACAAACCCGCUAUCAAACACCUCGCUGCACCCACAUGUCCAAGGGGAAGGGAGCAGGAUCUCUCCUUGGGGGAGAAAUCUGUUUCAGAGCAUUAACUAUCCCUGCAAGAACUUCGAAGACAUGUUCAGUCCCCCUUCAGCGCUCAACAGAAGAUCCUUCACUGCUUGUAAUCCAUUUGUGUACCAAAAGCAAGAAGAGGAAGAUUGCUUGGAAACACCAGGCCCUGAAAUCCAAAGCCCAGAUGCUGUGUGUGGCCAUUCCCUCCAGGGCUGGGAGUGAGUCCAUCUGCAUGAGAUUUGUCCUGCUGACAACAACCACCACUUGAAAUUAACUGACUUUCCAACAGGAUUUGUUACUGGAUAGAAGCUUUUGGUUAUAUAAAAGCAAGGUUAUGACUUUCAGGUCUGUUGCAAAAUGUCACAUUUAAUUUCAGUAGCUUGAUUUUUAUUUUUUUAAAUUUUUUUUUUAUGCAACUACUUAAUUUAUUUUGAAGUGUCUGUAUCACCUACUCACCAUUUCCAUAAAAAGUAUAAACAUCACUUGCCUUCCUUCCAUUGGAUUGAAAUCUGAGAUUCCAGGGCUGCCUCCUCCUUGUUAUUUAUAGCAUGAGCAGUUUUCGCAGCUUCUACAACACUUUUCAGAAGCUCCUGUUAAACAGACUAAAACAACUUGAAAAGAAAAUUCAAGAGUUCUUCUUUUUCCCCAUUAGCUGCAAUUCCAUGAAAGCACCUUUGGAGUUAUAACUUCAGAUUGUUUUAAGUCUCCUGUACGGUCUCACACUUGGCAGCAGUGCUUCCCUUCCACCUAGGUCAGGAGUUUUUGUUUUCAGCCUGUGGAUUUGACGUGUUCAGGACUCGAAGGAUGUGCUGGGAAAAGGUGUUUACAGCUGUGGGUGUGACACUGGGGAUCUCAGAGGUGCCGUGGGUGCUGGCAGCCUUGGGAGCACCCUCUAUCUCCUGGCACAUCCCAGCUGGUGUUGCAGCAAUGGAUCAUGGCUGGCACUCCUGGGGAGGUGCAGCCUCUGGUCACUGGCAGCAGCAAAGGUCCUUACCCUUCCAGCACCAGGUAAUGGAAGAGGAUGACUGUGAGCAGGAAUUUGGGGAGCUCCUCACGUUAUUUCGAAAGUGGUUUUUAUUAGCCAUGCUGUGCAUUGCAGUGAUACCUGUCAGGCACUGAAUUUUGAUAUUUCAGAGUUACUUUUUGCAACAGUUCUGACCUGAAGCAGUCUUAUUUGUUUCAUUAGCUGCCAAGGACAGACCUUGCUCCCAGCUUUCCAUGUGGUUUUUCACAAAGAGAUCAUGGAAACACAGGCCCCUAAAAAUACAUGUGAAAGGACUUUCAGGUUAUCAACCAAGCAGAUUUUAGGCAACGUGUGCUUGUUGAAAGGGACAAGUGCACUGACUUCUUAACUCAGGAGCUCUGUAAUUUGAUCCAGAUGAAUCAAUAGUGAAAAAAUGAAGCCACCCGAAGAAAACUCCUGCAGCAGGAAGCACGCUCCGUGCUGCCCACGUGGCACAUGGCAGGAGGAGCCCUAAGGCAGCAUUUGGGUGCAUUGGCCAAGAUGUGCAGGGAACCUUGGACAGCCUCAUUCCUCUGCCAAACUCCUGCCAGCAGCAAUUUAAUGCACGGACACUAAAUUUACCCACACUGUGUAUGUACCUAUUGGAUCCAGUUAAUGGCCAAACACACUUUAGUCCGCUGGUUUAAGAGGCAUAAGCGAUGCAUGUGUAACCAAUAAACAUCCUGAGCAACCCCAUGUCUGCACAUCAGUAGCAUACCAGCAACCCCCAUCCUGCAGCAGUGUUACACAGGCUGGGUGCAGCACUGAGCUGCACCACGAGCUGCUGUCAGGCUGCACCCAGGAACGCAGGGAUGGGCAUCUGGGGAAACCCUCCAUGGGUUCUGGCAAGGCCAAGAUGGUCAGCUGGAUUGCCUGAAGAUUUACUUUUUAAAAAAGGCCUGUGCUUGGCUGGAGGGUCGUCUUCAGUCUGUUUCCAUGUUCAUCUGAGGCAUGGGGUUGGCACCCAUGGGAGCAGGAACAGCCAUGAGAGCAAUGGGACUUGGCAGAGCUCUGGAAAGAAGGGAACUUGGGCACGUUUUGGCUGCUCCAGUGCUGGGGGAUGGGCGUUUAGACCCUGUGUCAGAUGAGCUGUAGAACCAGCUGGUGAGCAGGUCACGAGCUGGCAGGGGGCAUGGCUGUAGGUGGUGGAUUCACUCUCUGGAAAGGUGAGCCUUCAGGACGGGCCCAGUGCAGUAUAAAAACAUUGUGAUGCAGAAAUGCGCUGCCUUUCCCCAGGGUUUGGAUGCUGGUGGCAGCAGUGGGCACCCUGGGUAGAGCUGUGCCACUGGAGGGUGCCUGCAGGGACUGUCCCUCCUUCUCCUGUGCGUGUGUAGCUCUCAGGCUUCAUAACAAAAUGCAUACCACCAAUUUGGGAAUUAUAUCCAGCUCCUGUUGAAGUCUGGCCAAACUAAUGGCUUCAGGUAGUCCAGAGUACAGCCUUGAGAGUUUUUCCCUUAAAGUGUCAGAGCAAAUGGUGUUUAUUUCCAUGGCAUUUGCAAGAGUUAGACAAGAAUCCAGAGGGAUUUUUUACAUCACAAACUGCUGCCGGGGGGUUUGAUUUGAUGCUUGAGUGGUCUGGGUCAGUGUCCCUGUCCAGCAGAGGUGACAAGCACUGACCCCCUCACUGACCUGCAUGUAGGUGGCACUGAGCUGCAAGUGUUCCACAAGAACUAAACUGAGACUCUCUCUUUUCAUCAAACCUUUCAGUUUGGGGUCAUAAUUCUGUUUUAACAGAGCAGAAAGGGUGACCACCAUCACCUUGUUACAGAGUGUUGGAAUUAUAGAAAUUUUAGUACCUUUAAUAGAGAUUCUUUUAAAGAAAAGCAUUUCUUUUAAAGCUAAUUUUAAAAAGGCAUUAGAACCUUACAGCAGGCAGGAGAAGGGGAGGACAGUGCCUGUAGAAAUUCGGGUGUCUGUGGGUAGCAGUGUGUGCAAGGCCAUAGGGAGGAGCAGCCUUGGCUGCCCCUGGGCUGUGUGUGCUGGGUUCUCCAUAGGUCACAGUGUUUCCUUCCAUGGCGUUCUGAAUGCCCAGGAAGAGGAGAGAACUAAAUUUCAGCCUCACAGACAAAUUUUAUGCUAUUUCAUGAUUGUGUGAUUGAGUGAUGUCUCUGAAGGCAAACACAGCCCUUUUCCCCAUGGGUUUAGCAGGAGCAAUUAGAAGUGAGGAUGCCAGAUAUCAUGUGCUUCAAUCAUAGACAAUUUAUAUGAAUACCUGUAUGUUGCCAAGACAUGAACUUUUUGUUCUUAUUGUAUUUUUCUGUAAAUAUUCCUGGCGCUAAGUUGUAAAGUAAAGGCAAAAUGUAAAUAUGAAGAUGUGAACUAUGUUCCCUUGUCUCUAGUACUUUAUCUCUUAUUUGUUUAGGGAAGGCACACAAAGGCUUGUUUGUAUUUAUGCCAAUUCUUUGUCCAGGAGAAACACAUCAAAUAUUGAAUGUAACACAAUUAGUCCAAUAAAUUUUAAAGAUUCUUAUCUAGUAA
Pseudopipra pipra is the source of this 8606-nucleotide messenger RNA. It is a transcript of the gene RALGAPB, whose product is annotated as Ral GTPase activating protein non-catalytic subunit beta. Lineage: Eukaryota; Metazoa; Chordata; Aves; Passeriformes; Pipridae. The transcript has 31 exons. Gene Ontology annotation, molecular function: GTPase activator activity. The record is from RefSeq and is a predicted model, not a curated record. Gene Ontology annotation, biological process: regulation of small GTPase mediated signal transduction; activation of GTPase activity. Bases 181 to 4707 code for a protein of 1508 amino acids.